This is a messenger RNA of Humulus lupulus (European hop), 1967 nucleotides long. RefSeq names its product pentatricopeptide repeat-containing protein At5g10690. The record is from RefSeq and is a predicted model, not a curated record. The transcript has 12 exons. Gene Ontology annotation, molecular function: protein binding. NCBI's taxonomy places the organism in Eukaryota, Viridiplantae, Streptophyta, Magnoliopsida, Rosales, Cannabaceae. The coding region runs from base 69 to 1895 and encodes 608 amino acids.
GCGGCAUCUCUUCUCCUAUGGCUUCUUUUCUAUCUCAUUGUCUCCUGCUCUGAAGAUGGGUAAGGCGAAUGGUCAUGGCUUCUAGUGCUUCAACCAUGAAUGGAGUUAUCUACUCCUUAUCUUCCUCUCACUUACUUCCAUCUCCACCGUUUCAAUAUCUCACUAUACUCUCUUCUUCAUCGUCAUCUUCAUAUGCUCCGAUGCGACGUCGUGUGUAUCGUACUGGCUCUCCUCUCAAGCGGCUCACCUCCCGCAUCGUCUACCUUACUCGCCGAAGACAACUUCACCAAAUAAUGGAAGAGGUAGAUAUAGCAAAACGACAAUAUGGGAAGCUGAACACCAUAGCCAUGAACGCAGUCUUGGAGGCAUGCGUGUAUUGUGGGGAUGUCGAAGCUGCUCUUAAGAUAUUCGACGAAAUGUCUAAGCCAGGGGGUUGUGGGGUCGACACUAUUACCUAUGGCACUCUUUUGAAGGGAUUAGGUGAGGCACGAAGAGUUGAUGAUGCAUUUCAGUUGCUUGAAUCAAUUGAACGAGGAAUUGCUGUGGGGAGGCCCAAGUUAUCAGCACCUCUUAUAUUUGGUUUGCUAAACGCUCUAGUUGAAGCAGGAGAUUUACGUCGUGCUAAUGCUCUUCUUUCUCGAUAUGGUUUUUUCCUACGUGAAGGAGGCAGUUUUUCUGUCACAGCAUACAACUUACUAAUGAAGGGAUACAUAAAAACAGGUUCUCCUGAAAGCACCAUUACCAUGCACAGAGAAAUACUACGUCUAGGAUUAGUCCCUGAUAGACACACCUAUAAUACUUUAAUUUCUGCAUGUGUCAAGACCAACAAGUUGGAUACAGCGAUGCAUUUCUUAGAGGAAAUGAAGGAGAAAGCACAGAAAUUUAGUGACGGUGAUCUUUUCCCAGAUGUGGUCACCUACACCACAUUACUCAAGGGUUUUGGGCAUUCAAAGGAUCUCCCUGCUGUUCAGAAGAUUGUAUUGGAAAUGAAAACAUAUGUUGAUGGUUUUAUAGAUCGAACAGGAUACACUGCAAUAGUUGACGCAUUGCUAAAUUGUGGCUCAAAUAAGGGUGCUUUAUGCAUAUUUGGAGAAAUGCUAAAGCUGGCUGGUUGGAAUAAAGGCUGGCGACCGAAGCCUCACCUUUAUCUUUCAAUGAUGCGCUCAUUUGCUGUCAAAGGAGAUUAUGAUAUUGUGAGAAGUCUACAUAAGCGCAUUUGGCCAGAUACUGCUGGAACCAUUUAUCCUACUCACCAGGAAGAAGCUGAUCAUCUUCUCAUGGAAGCAGCUUUAAAUUAUGGCCAGGUAGAUCGGGCAAUUAAUUUGCUUUCAAAUAUAAUUACAAAAUGGAAAACAAUAUCAUGGACAAGUAGAGGAGGCAUGAUUGCAUUGCGAAUAGAAGCACUGUCGGUAUCUACUAAAUCUAUGUUGAGUCCAUAUCUACUUCCUCAGGUAAGGCUGGAGGACCCGAUCAGUACUUUCAUGAUACCAUUUGAAGCAGCAAAACCACUUCAUGAGACCCUGCACUUGAAGAAAGUUACCAUGCGUUUCUUCAGGGAUCCAAUCGUACCUAUCAUUGAUGACAGGGGUAGCUGCAUUGGUCUGCUACACAGAGAGGACUGCACCAAGUUAGAUGCACCACUUUGGACUAUGAUGAGAAGCCAACCACCGUUUGUUACAAGUGCGACAUCAAUAGGACGUGUCCUAGAGUUACUAAUAGAGAAGGGUCAUAAAAUGGUUAUUGUCGUAAACCCCAAUGAUUUGAACAGAGGCACCACCAAUAACAUCUCAAGUUUGAGGGCAGUAGGAGUUUUUGCAUCUACCCAACUUAGUAACUUGAUCACAACAGAUUCUAGCUCUCCAAUGGAAAAACCAUCCAUCUGUCGAAGAUUGUAAUAUCACAGUGACUAAAUUGUAUAUAUGUUAAUAAUACAUUGGGCCAAAUCCAAAAUAUGAAAAUUAGUAGUG